Molecule: messenger RNA, 567 nt
Organism: Rotaria socialis
Lineage: Eukaryota; Metazoa; Rotifera; Eurotatoria; Philodinida; Philodinidae
Source: the annotation of a GenBank genome assembly
AUGUCAACGUCGUCUACUUAUCAAACUCAACGAGAAGCUUAUCGACAUAAACUUAUGUUUGAAUUAAUGUUUCGUGAUGAUGAACAAGUGGAUUUAAAACGAUAUAUUCGAGCUUUUGACAUGCGCUUAUCACGUAAUACAGCAUUUUCAAAGAUUCCUUGCGGCCCUGUGAUUGUCAUUGAUAAAGCAAAAAUUGCUUCGUGGUCAACGAGCAAUUCAAAAUAUAAAACGGAAUUAUGCAAAUAUUAUGUCGAAACUGGUGUAUGCAAAUUUGAUGGUGAUUGCACGUUUGCACACGGAGCUGAUGAUUUACGAAAUUCAAAUCAUAAAUCAGUUUUAUGUCGUUUAUUUCAUAUGACAAAUAAUUGUCCGUAUGGGCAAAAUUGUGCAUUUAUUCAUGAUGAAUAUAGACGUUCAUCGAUAAUUGUUAAACCCGGUUUUACCUAUGCACCACAAUAUGUACCGCCGAACGGUGAUCAAGUAACAAUGGACGAAGAAGACCAUGAACAACGUUCCCGUCGGUCAAGUUCCGGUUAUGCAUCAGUGGAUGAACUGUUAUCAAUCUGA